GUGUAUUUAUCAACCAUUGAUAAAAUGGAUACACUUUUAUGUUGUAUUAUUCCCCGAUACAAUGAACCUAAAUACAUAUUAGGCAGUGGUGCUAUAUAUUAUCUCUAUUGGGAAAAAUCCAUUGAGGCAUUGACCAGGUUAAUAUUACAUAACCCAACCAUUGUUAGAAAAAUGUUGCUCUGAAAAUUUGGAAAGAAAGAAAAAAAAAUUAUAUGACAACUAUAGCCGAGAAAUAAAAAUUAACCCUUCUAUAGAUUCCACAAAAGAAGAAAUUCAUUAAUAAAAUUUUCUUUUCCAUAGUAUUUAUUUGUCAAAUCUCAAUACAUUUGCACAGGAAAUCUUCACACCGGAGCGGGGAUAGUGACACUCAUCUCCCAAGUCAACCCGAAUUCACAUCCUUCAGAGACGAUUCAAGCAGUUCUGACUACAGAUCUGCAACAACUCACUCGGUAUAUCGUCUUUUUGUUCAUUGACUAGUUUUUUUCGUCUGCCUUUGUGUGUAUAUAUAAAUGAAUUCGUUGUUGUUUAGAUCGAGCGUCUUGUUCCAGAUCUAUAUUUUAUUAUUGCGAGUUCGUCUUUAAGAACGCUAAUUCAUACAAAAUACCCAUUUGAAAUUAUUUAUUUUAUGAGAUAUCAAUAGGUGAAAACGUCAUUGGAACUAUCUUAAUUUUUUUUUAAAAUUGGAUAUUAGUAGUGAGAUCCAUACCGUGGCCACUUUCCAAGCACCAAAAAUAAUAUCCGCCAGACACACAACCUAACCUGAUUAGGGUUAGAUAUAUGCCCAUAGAUCCAUCCGAAACUACAUUUACCAUUAUGCCCCUCCCUUCCUAUUCUAUUCCCUAUAUCGCCUUUUUCAAUUAUGUAGCGUCCUUUCUUCUCAUUACCUGCCGGAAAAAAACCUUAGGGUUUGUCCAGCCCAAAAAGAGAUCAUCUCCCCCCUCCUCCAACCACUCGCCACUGUGCCGCGUGUACUCACUCUCCCCUCCAUUUCCCCUCUCUGGGCCCCACGCCGACGUGACACCAUCGGGUCAAUCCCCCAUCCAAGCGCGUCGGAUCUAAAAGUUGGCGUCUCCCUUUUCCACUGUUUCCGCUAGGGUUUAUUUUUUAUUAUUAUUAAUUUCCUUUUAAUUAAUUCUUCUCGGGGAAAUGAAAGGGAAAAAAAGGUGUAAUGGAAAUGUGAUAAGAACCGCACAUCCACGACACGUGGUGUGAAUUCAUUCGUUGAGACCUCUCUCUCAACCUUUCUGUCCUCGUUGAGUCCUUUCUCUCUCUAGAAGGGCGCUUAAUUUAUGACAUGGCAUGGGACGCUCGUUGGGGAAAGAAAAAAUAAUAAAACCACCCUUUUUAUUAUUUUUAUUUUAACAAUUGCUUUCCUUGUUCUUCAACUAAUAUUUAAUAAAUCCUAAAAAUUAUUUAAUAAUCGGGUAUAUUUCAUUUUUGUAAAAAUCACGACAGCAAAACCUGCUUUUUGUAAGGGACAAGAGAAAGAUAAAAAAAAAAGACACACUUUCUCUUUCUUUCUCUCUCUCUCUCUCUCUCUCUCACACACACACACUUCUCCCUGAAGAAUCGAAAACCUCUCUCCAUCCCCUCUUCUCUUCCUCCUCUCCCCGCGCGCGCUUCUCUCUAGGGUUUGUCGGAACUUCGCACUCUAAUUCUUCCCCGGCAGCUGCGAAUCUCAGCCGCCGGAGGCUCCAGGAGGCGCCGCCGACGGAUUCUGUAUCGGGCAGUACCGGUUUCUCAGCUCGCCGUGGUGGAUCGCCGCUCAAGUCUAUGUAAAGGUCCUUCCUUUUUCUUAUUUUCUGUUAAAAAAAUUUCUAUCUAGCUACGGACGGUUGGCUGUCAGCUGGGGUUUUGAUUGGGCGGGUGGGUUUUUUCGGAUUCGUGUUAUCGGAUUCCUUAGCUGAGUAUAUAUCGGGCUCCCGGGGGUAAAGUAUGGAUUUUUUUUUUGUUUUCUCAUUUCAUUUCGUUUAAUUUCAUUUUCAUUUCCACUGUUCAUUUCGUACGCUUCUUCUAACUCGACGCUUAGACUUCUCGGUGGGUUUUGGAGUAAAAGAAUUUACGGCGGUAUUUCAUGCAGUGUGAAUUUAUUUUUUGGGUUGGGUCGUGGGAGAGAGCUGAUAUUUCGGUUUUACUUUGGGCAGCUCAUCAACUCGUUUGUUUGUUUGUUUUCGUUCGUUUUAUGAGCUGGGAGAAAACCCUAGUUUCGUUUCUUUGCUGUGAUUCUGCUGCUUUGAGCGGUAAAGACUUGAUUUUGAUAUGUGGGUUUGGUUUAUGAUUGAGGAAAUUCGAUAGCUUUAUGGGUUUUGGAGGGAAAUCUUAACCCUAAUUAAUUUCCCUUGUGUGUGGCUCUUCAAGGCUCACUUAUACCCUCAUUUCUGCAGCUAAAAAAGUCAGAUGGGCAGUUACUUGGUUUGUUAAUUCAUGGGAUUAUAAAUGCAAAUGAAGUGGUUACUGAAGAUCUAGGGUUUUGCUGAAUUUGCUUGUUAGUUGCAUGCUGUGUUUAACUUUCCCAUGGUUUAAAGAUGUCAUUUUAUGUGAGGAAUUUGUCUCUUACUUACCCUUAGUGAUUGCCUCUUAAAUUAUUUUCUCGUUAUAGAACAAUGUUAUUAGCAAAGAAUGCAAUGCUGUGUAAGUAGUAGAGCCAAUCCGCAUGUUAAUUUGGAAGGAAGGCAUGGCAGCUAGUCAUAAACCCUAGGUUUGUUUGCUUGCUUGCUGUGCUUUCUGCUAAAGUUUUGUGUUAUAUGGUAGUAAUCUGAUCCUCUCAUAUACUUGGGAUGAUGGCUGUAGAGUGAUUGAAGACUUUGUGAUCACAUGGAGAGAAGUGAUUGUAAUAUGGAAGAGGGGGAGAAUCAUCAAAGUAGCAAAGCUGAUCUUGUUGUUGUACAAAAGCGCAUGGAAUCUCCCAUUAAGAUUAACUCUAUAUAUAUAGAGCUCACUGCUCCUAAGGAGAAGAAUACUACUGCAGAAAAGUGCCAUCAUUUUUCUAUCCGUGGUUAUGUAUCUGAAGUCCGAGAGGAAGACAUCAACAAGUGUUGGCCAUUUGAUUCAUCAGUUGAAACCAAUACUACAGAUAAUUGUGAGGGUGAUCAUCAAGUGCUUCCUCCUUUAGAUGAACGGCUGUAUAGAUACUGGCGUUGUGAGAACUGCUCUCAGAAAAUUGGACCUGUUGAGAACAUACAGCAUUCUGCCGUUCUUCUUAAGCAUUCUAGCUCUGGUAAAAGAACUACCAGUUCUCACAUACAAACAGCAGUAGUUGCUGCUCCAAUGCUAAUGUUGACACAGAAACCCUCGGGAUUAUAUGAUGUGGAAGGAUCGAGUAAAGAUGGUGCUGAGCAUUUGCAUGAUGCCUCGAAACAUGAUCCUUUGAGCACUCAUAAUGCUGACAAUAAGUUAACGAAUUCCCCAGGAACAUCAAUUUCAGGAGAAACUGUUCGAUCAAAGCAUCAUAUGGAUGGGGAGACGGUUGUAACCGAAAUUCCUCUGAGCAAUAUGCAGAUUACUUUUCGUGCAGAUGACUCGACAGGCUGUGCGGAUCAUGAACUGGCUGCUGAUGAUCCCAGUAGGAACCUCGAUUCGAUGGUGAUCAAGGAUUCUGUUGGAACUUUUGAAACAGGAGAAGGAAACUCUAGGCAUGAAAAACACGCAGGCCUGACAGUUCGUUUAAAAUCUGUGGCUUCUGGUCAAGUUGCUGAUGCAUGCACUAGAGAGAAAGAUGAUAAUGCUAGUGCUAAAGAUACCAUGGAAGCAGGUGAUGGCUCUUCUGAAAAUGCUGAGAAAACUGCAGUCAAGAAUGAUCAUGAUCUUCAGGCUUCUCGUCGUGAUCAUUCAAGUGGUCCUCGUCGUAGAAAAACUCGAAAGAUCCGAUUACUGACUGAUCUGUUGUGUGGGAAUGGAGUACAUGGAAAUGCUGAUUCCCCCAAGACUGCAGAUUCUCUUCCCUCCAUAAAUGUCGUUCCUUAUGCAUCUGUAGAAGUUGAUGAUAAACCUUCUGGUUCCCUGAAUGAUCAAGUGGAAAUGGAAGGAACUGGUUCUGCCAAAAGGACUUUGGUUCCAUACAAGAAGCGAAAAUUUCCUCGGGAUGAUCAGUGGAGCACCCCUGAGCCGAAUCCUUCUUCAAGUAAGGUGAGCAAAGCCAGGAUUUCGAAGAAAGCUGUUGAUCAUAUUCCCAAGAAGAACAAAGCUUUGACUUCUGACUUAGUCGCAGAUGUGCAAGACAAAAUGGUCAUAAAAAGUAGUAGAAAAGGCAAUUCUAGCAAAGUUAGAGGCGAAACUAGUGCUAUGACGGGUAAGAAGGUUUCAGACACUGAGGCUGGUUUCGAUUCUGAAUUAGUUGCAGAUGUGAGAAACAAAAUGGUCCAGCAAAGUAGUACAAAAAGCAACUCAAGCAAAUCAAGAGUAGAAAAAAGUGGUGUCAUGGGCAAGAAGAAAGAUAAAAAUGUUGUGGUUGCUGAUGAGCAUCUGUCCUUGGCGCCAGCAUCUCUGGAAAAUUUUCCAACUGUAACCGAGCUUAGUAUUGGAGAUCAUGCUGGUGUGGUGGCCGAUGCCACUGGUCAUGCUGCACCAAAACGUGUGGAGAAUUCAAAUGCCGCUAGAGAGAUAGAUCUUUUCCCUCUGCGUACUCAAGAGGUUGAUGGAAAAUCUAGUUCUGUUAUGAAUAAGCAAGCGAAGCCGGGUCAGUUUGGUGAAAAUCUCAGCAUGCUUCGAGAUAAUCUAGUAGCACAGGAAGCCGAGAGUACUAUGGAAACUAGGCCUAUGCAUGGCCAAGGUAACCAAGAUUUGUCCAGUGAAAGAGGGCUUAAUCUUUCUCUUGACAUUUACACAGCCACACAUCAACCGGAAAGGCUGUAUAGUAGUGUCCAUGGCAGGCAGAGCUCUUUGUCCGGUGAGCAUAUCAGAAUGACCUCCAACGAUCGGGUUACGAGGAAAGAUGAUCAGACACAAUAUGUUGGAAUGUUUUCUUUGAGUCAUGGAUCUCAAAUGCCUCCACCUUUUGGUGGAGUACAAAGUGACGUGAGAAGGAAGCAACCCAUGCAUGGACUUUCUUUCCUUGGUGUGGCACAUAACUGUAGCUCCCAAGUCGAGGUGGGAGGUAUCCGUAUGCAGAAAAAGGACUUUGGCAGUACAAGCUCAAAUGAAAAGUCCAUUGGAAUUCAGGCACAUGCAGCUGGCAAAAGCAGGGAUAAUGACCUGAGAGCUGGUAGUCGAGCAUCUGAAGCUCCGGUUUCAGACGACAUCCCUAUGGAAAUUGUUGAACUCAUGGCAAAGAAUCAGUAUGAGAGGUGUCUUCCUGAUGCUCAAGCCGGCAGCAGUAGGGGUCAUCAGACAUUGGAUUUUGGUAACAGACACGUUGUGGCCACGCACCCGUUUUAUCAGGAGGCUCUCAGAGAAAAGCUACUGACUCAAAAUGGAACAAAUGGAAUGAUUCAGUGGAGCGAGAAGUCGAGACCACCCGCCAAACAGAAGUCAGCUGUUCAGUUUCCUGAUCAACCCCAGUUCUUCAUAAAUCAAGCAGAACAAAGUCGUCCCCCACCCUUGGGCUACGCAGAGUUCCUACGGCGCCAGAAUCCAUCAGGUGUGCCCCAAGAUUCUGCUUCUUCCGCAGGGAGGCAUAUUGGUGGUCAACACUUGCAAUGGUUACGCAACCUUUCGACGAAGGGACCUCCGGUUCAGAGUAGUUCCCACAACACAACAAGGUCAUGGAGUGAAGAAGCAAAUCGCUCGUGGCCAACUAUGGCACCAAGUCAUCUCUUACCUUUCAUGUUUAAUGACCCCAAGUUGAUGUCUCCUCCUCCUCCUCCAAGUAUCAUACGCAAGGCAACUCCAAACAUGGAUAAUGACAAUCAGAAUGCUACAAGCUUUCAGAGACAAGGUAAUAACAGCUUUGGUUCUGAAACACCAAGGAGGGAAUCACAUUUGGAGACCUCACUUGCUCGUAGGAGUAACAACAACUUGAUAGAGCUUAAUCAGAAGCCAGUGGGGAACACAGACAUAUAUUCCAACGAGUCAAUUUCAGCUAUGCAUUUACUCAGCCUCAUGGAUGCAGGACGGAGAUCCAAUGGACAAGUGAAUCAGGAAAGCCCGUCUACCUCUCGUGAUCGACAUUAUUCAGAGAUGAGAACUCUGCCAUAUGAUUAUGACGGUGAAAACCAAUUCACAAGGGGUUUCCAGCAACAUGGUUCAGCAAAUUCCCAGAGAAUCGGUUCUUCUGCUUCCUUUCAAAUUGAUAGUAGAGGUUUCAAGAAGGCCAUCGAUUUCAGCAGCCAAGUUUCUCAAGAGACAAGGAGGAGAAAAGAAGACUUUGAUUCACUUGCAGAGAACAGGCAUGGUAGUAUCCCUCAGCAUUCUGGAUAUAGUCCAGUUCAUAUUAGAAAGAAGAUUCUUGGUUCUUCAGAUUCUUCUUCUAAGGUUCCCUUUCAAAUGCAAGAAGCAUCAAAGCUCCCAUCACCAAUGGUAUACAGAUUAGAGGCGGGUUCUAAGACUAACACAACUGGUCAUCCCCAGAAACGCAUCCUGGAGCUUCAAGAAACCUGCAGAAUAAACAGGAAUCCAGCUGAUUUUAGCUAUCCAGGGCCUGGAAACCCUUACAUGAUAGGUCCAAAAGAUUUGAAAUUCCUGGAUGCAGAUGGAAGUGAGCAAAAGCGCCAGAAGAAGCUUGUUGCCAUAAGAGGACGUGGGAAACAUCAUCUGAACCUGUAGACAUGUUCCUGAUAUUUUGAUGCUGGUAAUCAAUAUAUGGUCACUUCUUGAAUACUUUUCACCAGCUUCUUCGUUCAUAUUUCUCUCUUUCUCUAACAAUAUGUUGUACUGGUUGCAGAAAGGUGAAAGCUUUGAACCUUGUGGCUGGCUGCCUUUAGCUAAAUAAAGAACAAGGUACAUACAUGAGAAGAUUUUGAAAGGAGUUAUGAGAAAUGAACUGGACAAAUGAAGUAUCAUACUGGUUUUUAGCAUGAUCGAGGUCUUUUGAUCAAAGGUGACCAAGCAAUCAUUCCUUGGGGGUGGGAAGUAUCAGAAGAAUUUGUAUAUAAUCCCCACAAAGCAAAGGUCUUGACUUUAGGCAAAGUUUGUGGUUUUUGGAGUUUCUCUUCUUGAGAUUCUAUUACAAGUAUGGUGUGUGUGUGAGAGAGAGAACUGUAGUGUACCCUGUGAGGUUUUUGGUUGAAAGAACCUCGCUUCGCUUCAUCUCUGGGAAAAAAGGGACUUCAAUGAAGGCUUUGUGCUCAACCCCCUCUGAGCAGGAAACAGAGAGAAGAGGAUGAUGUUAUGUUUUGAUGUUGGAAAACAUUUAGAAGCUGACUUGUUUGAAGGAGCCAGCCAUACAGAACAAAAAAACAGUUGUAGAAUUUAGUCUUGAUGUUGUUGUUGAUGAAGAUGUAGUUGUAAUAGCAGCAGCAGCAGCAGCAGCCCAGUAGUAUGUUAUUAUGCUGUCAGAAAGGCGAAUAAGUUUGGAGGGAGUACUUUUAGUUGUAGCUAGCUAGCUGCUGGAAAAGCUUGUUAAGAGAUCAGGUUAAUGAUGAUCUGAAUGAAUGUUUGAUUCAUCAUAGUGAACCUUUUCCUAUCACUUUGGUAGUCUCCUCUUGCUUGCUUCUUAUUUUCACUCCUUUUCCCGGGAAAUAUAUGAUGAUGUUCCACUUUUCUAUUCCAGAAUGGCUAAACGUCGCUCCAACUUUUACUGAAUACCGCCCUAACUUUUGCCCUCGACUUGUUGGCUUGCGCUCCAGACGUUUUAAAUACCAAACGAGCUUUUAGUACAAUCCAAUUCAGCCAUUCCGGCAUAAAACUAUUGUUUUUAUUUAACCACUUAAAAAACGUCCAGAAGUGCUGAAAACCUUUAAUUUAAAACCUCGAUCGUUAUUUACUCGAGAUGUAGCGUCUUAAUCCAAUUGAUCAGCAACUCAAACCCAGCACGAAGCCAAGUUUAUGAUCAUCAUGAUAUUACAAACAAAGAAAGCUAAGGGCAUAUAUGUAUACUAUUAUUAUGACACAUCCGCACUCUUUGUCCGAUCAGUACUUAUAAUUCCGACGCUGCCUGCUAGCUUUCUGAUUUGCUCCUCUCUGUGUAUCUUCUUUACAAGCUGACCAUUCCGCGAAGCAUGCAUGCAUGCACGCGCGCAUUACUUGGGUUAGCGCUUAAAUUUGAUCGACCUGGCCGCCGUUCUUGUUUUCUCAGUAGCUAUGCAUACGAUCGAUGAGAAAAACAUAAACUUCACCCACACUACUGAUCUCUAGCCAUAAGCUCGAAUGACAUGCGUCGAUAAAUAGCUGCAUGCAUGCAUGCAUGCUGGUGAUCACUCCAGAUUGCAAAAGAGACGAGCGAGUUACGUUAUUGAACGGCACGUACACUUGGAAUUAAUGUGUUAAUUAUACUCCUAGUUGUUAGAGAGUGCUAUAAGAUCCAACAUAACCUUUUCCCAACAACUCGAGUUAUUGGGAUCAACUGGUUAUUGACACUAGUUGUAUUAGGACAUGGAAAGGUUACCAUGCAUAAAACCCUAUAUAUUGUAACGUGUCGUGCGUUGAGGUUUUAAGCCGUUCAUAAUAUUAUAACACGAGAGGAGACUAGCUAGCUAGUGUCAUUCUAACAGUACCACGUUAAUUUUGUUUGUGUGUUCUUGCAUUUCGUUUUAUAUUUUGACAUGGUAUCGGAGUAUUCUGUGGUCAAAAGGUCAUGUGUGUUCGAAUCCUGGUGAUCUCCAUUUGUGAAGCACAUGGUAUUCUUGUAUUCAGAUCCGUGCAAAUGAAAGCCCUUAUGAAUUGACUGACAUUCAUUUGAGACGGUGUAUAUUAGUGAGUGGCAUAAGAUUCAUUAUUGAACCUCUCCCAACAACUCGAGUUAUUGGGAUCAACGGGUUCUUUACAAAGCCACCUCCGAAACCAGCUCUGUUUUCGGGUACGUGCCGUUGAGAACUCGGCAGUCUUUCCGGUCAUUCCAUACGACAUAAGAGUUGUACAUAAUACACCUGGUGCCGUCGUCGUGGCACUGAAGCGGUGGGUCAUGCACCACCCCAAUUGAUUGUUAUCUUCUCGAAAAAUAAAAUUAUCGUUAUUAUUUUUGUUCAAUACGAUGGUCUUAUAGUGUAAGCAUGCAAGUCAACUGUUUUGUACUUUUUUUUUCAGCUACUCUAAUAUUUUUUUAAAAUAAUUAUUUCAGAGCUCAUAGAUACGAUACUUGUAAUUAUGUGUUCAUGAUUUUAUAAUGGUGUCCAACGAAUAAUUGCCCACAUUUUAGAUGUAGAACAGUUGUGAAAUUAAAAUUUUGAAUAAUUAUGGUACUUUUUUUUUAUAAUUGAAGCUAUUUUCUUCAAAGAAAAAAAUCAAGAAAAGUUACCAAAUAGACUACCAAAUACAGAGACUCAAAAUAAAAAAGAAAGAGCAACAAGGAAAGAGGCACAAAAUAGAAUGAGAAAAAAAAAGAAAAUGGCAGGUAAGGUGGACAUUGACUAACGGUCAACAGGUUUGACCGUCUAAUUUGACGGUCAAACCCGCCUCCAGGGCAAAUGAGAAAGUUUGCUACAUAGUUCAGACCGGAAUAGCAAUUUUCAAUACCACGGGCCAAAAUAGAAAGUAUGUGUAUAGUUCAGGCCAAAUUAAGAUAUUAACCCUACUUAUAUUCAGCCAAUCCAUAAAUGAUAUUGGAAGUUCUUGUUGUGUUUCAUUUAUUUUGUAUAGAUAUUAAAUUGGUUUGGUGGAGCAUUUAAUAACCCAUAACCAGUUAACCACCCAAGAGCCCAAAACACAAUGAAGUUAAAGUCCAAGUCAGGCCCGUGAAAUUAAAGUCCAUCAACACCCACUUUUCCCCUGAGCCUUCCCACCACCGUCACCGCUUGGAUUCCUCGCCGCCGGCCAUUUUCUUCUUUCUCCUUCUCUCACGCCCACUUCCUCUCCCUGUUACGACUAACUCAACCUUACCGCGAACCGGCACCGGCGCACACCCGUUCAUUCCGGCACUCAUUACCUCAUCCCCCGACCUCCGCAUUCAUCAGUUCACCAACCGUAUGAGGAAAUGCCUCAAAGAAGUAGCUGAAAUCGGCGACGGCUGAUUCCGGCAGCUGGGUUGGGCUUGGAUCCUUCCUUCCGGCGGGUAGUUUGUUGGUCAAGGUUGAGCAACUUUUCCCCCUUUAGUAAAACCGGUUUGUGGCU
Molecule: messenger RNA, 10140 nt
Organism: Linum trigynum
Lineage: Eukaryota; Viridiplantae; Streptophyta; Magnoliopsida; Malpighiales; Linaceae
Source: the annotation of a GenBank genome assembly